Cydia fagiglandana is the source of this 1822-nucleotide messenger RNA. Its product is annotated as histone-lysine N-methyltransferase 2D-like. The record is from RefSeq and is a predicted model, not a curated record. NCBI's taxonomy places the organism in Eukaryota, Metazoa, Arthropoda, Insecta, Lepidoptera, Tortricidae. The transcript is spliced from 6 exons. Gene Ontology annotation, molecular function: DNA binding. The coding region runs from base 173 to 1798 and encodes 541 amino acids.
CAAAUUUUUCGUUUCAGUUUUGGACGCGGAGUGGUUUUAAUUAAUUAAUUUUAAUAUUGAUGUAGUUUAAAAACUGAGCUUAUAAAGCCCUAUUGGUUAACAUUAGUCCUAAAGUGGCGUUAUCAUAAAGAAGCUGUGUGGUUUCAACUCACCGGCAUGAUUCUACUCAGAAAUGUCAGAGAUAAAGUAUAAAAAAGAAAUUUUGUCAGCGAUAGACCAUUUGCGUUCAAGAAAAUCGAGACCAGACAUCAACCGAAUUUGCAAGUUUAUGUUAAAGUGCUACAAAGUUGCCCCGAAAUACACUAAAGCAGAUCUUAAACGUUGCCUCAAGGAGAAGAGUAUUUACAAAGUUGAUUAUAAAGAUAAUGAGAGCUACAGAAACGCUGCAAAGUGGCGAAGGAAAUCAAGCCAAAAUAACAAAAUGUCAUCAGCAAUAGCAACAAGUGAACGACGAAUAAUUACCUCGGCAAUAGCCACUCUAAUCUAUCAAGACCAGAGCUACCUCGAGAACGGGAUUGCAUUUGAUGAACUUGUACGGGAGGCUGCUUCCCAAGAAUCGAAAUACUCCAAGAAACAAUUGGAGACCAUUGUAAAUAAAGAGUUGUCUUCGGGUAGUCUUGUGAAGCUACCAAAUGGAAACUUGGCAUUGGGCCCUGCCGAUCAUGAUGGUGACAGUUCAGACAGCUUUAAGUUUGACUACAAUGUUGAGUCAAAUACUAAGAUGACUUCCUCGGCAAAUUCUUCAUGUCGAUCAUCACCCCAACGAAUGCGGGGACGGCCAAAAAAACGUGGCGGCGGCUCCUCCAGCACUGGGCAAAGUAAUAGCAUGACAAGAAACGCCGGCGUCCGCGUAGGCGAAAGACGAAAAAUGGCCAAAAAAGUCUUCGACCCAUCAGACAACAAUGUUCCCAGCAAACGCAAAAGAGGAAGACCUGUGGGGUCCCUUAACAAGAGUACCAUUAAAAAACGCCUUCUAAUUACGGGGCAGGGAAGCAAGGACAAGGAAGGCACACCCCUCUCCGAAAGCCAAAUGUCUUUAGACGGUAGUGGCGAUGAACUGGACCAAGAUGAACCAACACCCCAUGAGACUUCUGGUGGGGUUUGUUCUGUAUGCCAUAUUCAAAAAUCUCGCGGAUCCAAUGACAGGCUUAUUGAGUGCCGAGACUGCAAUAAUAAGGCACACUUAAAUUGCCUACAUUCAGGAUCAGGCAUAUUGAAACCUAGGCCAGAUAAUACAUGGCAAUGUCCACAUUGCAAGACCUGUGUAGUUUGCUGUGAGACUAAUGAUGCUGGAAUAUUAACGGUAUGCAGCAUAUGUUCAGAUGCGUAUCACGCGCUUUGCCACACGCCACGAAUCCCAGAGCGUCAGAAAGCAUGGGACCAAUGGGAAUGUAACAACUGCCUGGAAUCUCGACCCACGGUUGUCGGCUCCCCGGCCAUCAUUCCCAGCAGCCUAGAGUUCAGUAUUCAAGGAUCGCCUCCCGUCGAACCGUUCCUGAAGCCCCAUGAGUUGGACAGAUCUGAAUCUAAACUUGCAGAGGAGGUGCCUAUUGAUCCCAGGAUACCUGAUAUAACUAAUUGGACAACGGAUGAUGUUUAUGACUAUUUUAUGGAGAAUUUCGCAGAAGCUGCUCCGUUGCUAAAGGAACAGGAAUUCGAUGGGCAUGCAUUGAGCAUGGCACGGCGAGCCGACAUCGUGAGAGGCCUGGGACUGCCUCUCGGUCCAGCACUCAACUUGUACCGCAUUGUAGUCAAGCUGCAAACUAGGAAGGACGACUGGACAAUGUGUUGGGGUUAAGUCACUUGAUAAUAAUCGUUUGUC